This is a messenger RNA of Elephantulus edwardii (Cape elephant shrew), 924 nucleotides long. Its product is annotated as olfactory receptor 2D3-like. Gene Ontology annotation, biological process: G protein-coupled receptor signaling pathway. The transcript has a single exon. NCBI's taxonomy places the organism in Eukaryota, Metazoa, Chordata, Mammalia, Macroscelidea, Macroscelididae. Gene Ontology annotation, molecular function: G protein-coupled receptor activity; olfactory receptor activity. The record is from RefSeq and is a predicted model, not a curated record. Gene Ontology annotation, cellular component: membrane. The coding region runs from base 1 to 924 and encodes 307 amino acids.
AUGGGAGAAGAAAACCAAACCUAUGUGACAGAAUUUAUCUUCCUGGGCCUUUCACAGGAUCCACAGACACAAGUCCUGCUCUUCUUCCUGUUUCUCAUUAUCUACCUGCUGACUGUACUGGGAAAUCUGAUUAUCAUUGUACUUAUUCACGUAGACUCCAGACUCCACACACCUAUGUAUUUUUUCCUUAGAAAUUUGUCAUUUGCUGAUCUCUGCUUUUCUACUACAAUAGUCCCACAGUUGCUAGUCCACUUCUUGGCAAAGAGGAAAACCAUUUCAUUUACUGGGUGCUCACUACAGAUAGUUGUUUUCCUUCUGGUUGGGUGUACAGAGUGUGCCCUGUUGGCUGUGAUGUCUUAUGACCGCUACGUGGCUGUAUGCAAACCCCUACACUACUCCACCAUCAUGACAAAUUGGGUCUGUAUCUGGCUGGCCAUAGGGUCCUGGGCCAGUGGGACAUUUGUUUCUGUGGUGGAUACUACAUUUACAUUACGUCUUCCCUACAAAGGAAACAACAUCAUUAACCAUUUUUUUUGUGAACCUCCCGCCCUACUGAAGUUAGCAUCAGCAGAUACGUAUAACACAGAAAUGAUCAUCUUUGCAAUGGGUGUGGUGAUUCUCCUAGCCCCUGUCUCCCUCAUCCUUGUCUCCUACUGGAAUAUUAUCUCUGCUGUGAUUCACAUGCAGUCGGGAGAAGGCAGGCUCAAGGUUUUUUCAACCUGUAGCUCUCAUCUGAUUGUUGUUGUUCUCUUCUACGGAUCAGCAAUCUUUGCCUAUAUGAGGCCAAAUUCCAACAAAAUGAAUGAAGGUGAUAAGGUGAUCUCUGUGUUCUACUCAGUCAUAACAUCUAUGAUGAACCCGUUCAUUUACAGCUUGAGGAACAAGGAUGUGAAGGAGGCAUUUUGGAAAGCAUUGGGGAGAUAG